UAGCAGGCCAAGUAAAAAAAAUUCAAAGGCGUAAUUUGUGGAAUUGCUCUUGUUAAUAUUUCAAUUUAGACUUUUGUAUAAGCGUACACCGCUUAUAAUUGUGGCAAGUGAACGCACUUUGAUAAAUUAUCACUUGGGCGCCGUUUUACCAACUAAUAAACAACAAAAUCGUGUAAAUCAAAAGCAAAAUGGAGGGAACUGAUCAGAAUUCAAUUUUUGCCCGUCUGAACGCUCGCUACGGGAAUCUGACUGCAUCGUCGCCGCGUGACGUGAUCAACUUUAAGGCGCAGAAAAUGUCCAUGGCUCGAAAGCGAUCGAAGAAUGUCGUCAAGGAACACGUGGACGUGGACGUCAACAGCAAUGUGGAGUUAGUCGAGCAGCAGUAUAUCAAUCCGAAUAUGAAAUCCAAGAAAACCAUUGUCAAGACAUGCAUAUGCGAGCGUCCAGGGAAAUCUCUAAAGUGUGGCCGCUGCCACCAGUCCUUCCAUGGACGCAUUGGCGCCAAAUGCGAGAAGCAUCCAGAGGUGGCGUUCCUGAUGGACUUUCGCGAGUGUCCCUACUGUGGGGCGGACAGUGACGUAAUCAAGGAAUUGGGAUCAGAUCCGCACGAUUGAGGACGCCGAACUACCCGAUGAUGAUCUACAAGCCGAGUUUGAUACUCGA
This is a messenger RNA of Drosophila subobscura, 663 nucleotides long. RefSeq lists its product as uncharacterized. The transcript has 3 exons. The record is from RefSeq and is a predicted model, not a curated record. Lineage: Eukaryota; Metazoa; Arthropoda; Insecta; Diptera; Drosophilidae. Bases 189 to 614 code for a protein of 141 amino acids.